Molecule: messenger RNA, 1898 nt
Organism: Pyrus x bretschneideri (Chinese white pear)
Lineage: Eukaryota; Viridiplantae; Streptophyta; Magnoliopsida; Rosales; Rosaceae
Exons: 8
Coding region: 222-1727 (501 amino acids)
Molecular function (GO): zinc ion binding
Source: RefSeq, a predicted model, not a curated record
ACAUGCCAAAACGCUAAAACCCUUUUAAUGCUUGACGACGCCGAACGAGCCUUCCUAUCCCCCUCCCUUGCAGUAACUGCGGGCCCUUGAAUUGCUUGAGACUCAGUCUGAGGAGAGAGACUCUCAGCUGCCUCUCUCUCUGCUUUUUUCAGCUCCUCUGCCCCUUCCCUCUAGUGGGUUUUAGUGUUUUUUGCAGAACCUGUAGCAGUAGCUUUUGAGCUAUGGCGACUGAAGAUGAAAGCAUCGUUAAAAAUGGUGGCAACAUUUUCACCAACGAAGCUGAGCCUUCAGCCCACAUGGGUGGAGAUUCCACUGAGAUAAUUGAAGAAGCUCCUCCUGACCAUCCAUGGAGACGACAGAACCUUGUGUUACAGAUACCUCCAAGAACUCUUGAGGAUGCCAAAGAAGAUUUUGUAAGCAUAAACAUGCCCCCAACGCCGAGUCCCACUCCCAAAAGAGUAAACUUCUCCCCAUUACCCAGCCCUAUUGUAGCCAAAAUCAGUGGUUCCCCAGGUCCCUCAUCAUCAAAAACUAAAUCAACCACAAAAAGAAGUCUCCUUCCAAAACUAAGUUUCAAACAUCGGAACACUACUUCGGAGAUUCAGAAGGCCGCCGCUCUAGCACUAGGAGGCUUACCUGCAGGGACACGUGAGAAGCCUACAAUUCCAAGGGCCUGGUCCUUUACAAAGCUUUUAACUCCCAGAAUGAAAAAUACAUCAUCCUUGCCUGUAACUCCAAUUGCUCACUCAAAUCCAGAGUCUAUGCAUGGCAGGAACACAACUGAUCUGAAAGCAGAGGCCCAACGACCUAUUCACCGUUCACUUUCAGUCCCUGCAAUUAAUAAAGAUGGAAGUAUAUGUGUAGGCAGUGUCAUUCGUGUAGUUCCAACCACGCCACGAGUGGCUGAAGGGAUUGUCACGACAACAUCAAGCACAUCCCCUGUAAAUGACACUGGUGGAAGCAAUGAUGGUGGUGAAGAUAUUGCUGAAGAAGAAGCUGUUUGUCGAAUUUGCUUAGUUGAGCUGGGUGAAGACGCUGACACCCUCAAGAUGGAAUGCAGAUGUAAAGGCGACCUUGCUCUUGCCCACCAAGAAUGUGCUGUAAAAUGGUUCAGCAUUAAAGGUAAUAAAAAAUGUGAUGUGUGCGGAGAAGAGGUUCAGAACCUACCGGUCACCCUUCUACGAAUUCAAAAUUCUCAGGCCGUUAAUUUUCGACCAAGUAGAGCACAGCAGGCUGAGGCUACUCAAUAUAGGGUUUGGCAGGAUGUUCCCAUCCUUGUCAUAGUCAGCAUGCUUGCUUACUUCUGUUUUCUUGAGCAGCUUCUGGUGGGGAAAAUGGGAUCGGGUGCAAUUGCUCUUUCUCUUCCUUUUUCCUGCAUUUUGGGUCUUCUGGCAUCCAUGACAUCGAGCACGAUGGUGAGAAGAAGAUAUGUCUGGAUUUAUGCAACUAUUCAGUUUGUACUGGUGGUUCUCGCGUCACAUCUACUUUAUUCAUUGAUUCACAUGCAGGCAGUUCUGGCUCUUCUCCUCGCCACCUUUUCAGGAUUUGGAGUUACAAUGUGUGGAAAUUCUAUCAUUGUCAAGGCUUCGGGAUUGAGGGAAAGAUGGCGUUCUCAGGAGUCAAAUCAACAGCGUGGUUCUCAGGAGGUGGCGCAGCCGAAUCAAUCACCCCAGAAUACACGACGUACACAGACGGAUCCCCAACAGCGGGAAAAUGAACUCGAAUGAGCAGAAGUUACUCAUGGCAGCUGACUUCUCUACCUUAGCAUGCACGAAUGCCGACGCGGCGUACCAAAGGAAAGUCUGGCUGUAAACUGAUACGAAAUAUAGCACAUGUUAAGCGUUGUACAUAAACUAUUUGUACAUAUAGUUUGGCCUUGAGAGCCACAUUGUUCGGCU